UUGACAGCAGUUUUGUCCAGUAGCAGCAAGGCGUGGGAGGGAGUUCCUGUCUUGGUAUGUCUGUGUGCAAGAUUGACAGAAGACGCACUCAGACGCGAUCGGCGCUCUCCCUCCCUGCUGCCUGUGGACGGCGAGUCACCGUUGGACUCCUGUGAUGAAUCAUUAACUGCAGAGGAAAGGAAAACAGCCUCAGUAACACAGCUGAAGGAAACCAUGGGGGCGGCGGGAUAUGGAUACUACCGCGCCACUAUUUUCAUGGCCAUGUUCGUGGGCUACACCUUGUACUACUUCAACCGGAAGACGUUCUCCUUCGUGAUGCCUUCCGUCAUGGAGGAGAUCGAGCUGGACAAAGACGACCUGGGAUUGAUCACCAGCAGCCAGUCGGCGGCGUACGCGAUCAGCAAGUUCAUCAGCGGCGUGCUCUCGGACCAGAUCAGCGCCCGCUGGCUCUUCUCCAUCGGCCUGUUCGCGGUGGGCGCCAUCAACGUGGUCUUCUCCUGGUCGUCCAGCGUGGCCGUCUUCGCGGGGCUGUGGUUCCUGAACGGGCUGGGCCAGGGCCUGGGCUGGCCGCCCUGUGGCAAAGUGCUGCGCAAGUGGUUCGAGCCGUCUCAGUUCGGGACCUGGUGGGCGGUGCUCUCCUGCAGCAUGAACCUGGCGGGGGGGCUGGGCCCGCUCAUCGCAACGGUGAUGGCGCUCAGCUACAGCUGGCGGACCACCCUGUCCCUGUCGGGCCUGACCUGCGUGGUCACGGCCUUCUUCUGCCUGCUGCUCAUCAAGAACGAGCCCUCUGACGUCGGGCUUCCCAACGUCGAGCCCGGUGCCAAGAAGGGUAAAGGAGGCUCCUCCUCCAGCGAGGAAAGCACCCUGAAGGAGUUCCUCCUGUCUCCCUAUCUGUGGGUGCUGUCUUUUGGGUACCUGGUGGUGUUUGGGGUGAAGACGGCCUGCACUGACUGGGGACAACUCUUCCUGAUCCAGGAGAAGGCUCAGUCCACCCUCAUGGGCAGCUCCUACAUGAGUGCUCUGGAGGUGGGGGGGCUAGUGGGCAGCAUCGCCGCGGGAUACCUGUCGGACAGGGCAGUCGCCCGGCAAGGCCUGCGUAGCCAUGGCAACCCUCGCCAUGGCCUCCUGCUCUCCAUGAUGGCUGGGAUGACCAUGUCCAUGUAUCUCUUCCGGGUCACUGUCACUCCAGAGAGCUCCAAGGACUCUGCUCUCUGGACGCUGGUCCUUCAACCUUUCUCUCUCCUCACCGGAUUGUCGGAACAAGAGAUCUGGAUUCUCGCUCUGGGUGCGAUGUUCGGCUUUUCCUCCUAUGGACCAAUCGCUUUGUUCGGGGUGAUAGCCAAUGAGAGCGCUCCGUCGAAUUUCUGCGGGACGUCACAUGCUAUCGUGGCUCUGAUGGCCAACAUCGGUGGUUUCCUCGCCGGCCUUCCCUUCAGCUCCAUUGCCAAGCACUACAGCUGGGACACGGCCUUCUGGGUAGCAGAGGUCACCUGCGGCCUCACCACCCUGGGCUUCUUCCUGCUGCGUAACAUGCGCACCAAGAUGGGCCGCCUGCCGAAGAAGACAGAGUAAAGACAGUGCUGCACGAGCCUCGGGGAGGCCAGCAAGGAUGGACUCACAGGGUCACAGUGUACAUGUCACGCAGGAACACAGCAGGUCUGCCUUUCUCAGUGGAUAGCCUGAUACUCUUGAUAAACGCCAUUCAGGUUCUGGAUAACUCGACGCUGCCUUACAGUGGCACUUCCAUAUCAAUUAGUUUCAUUAGGAUUAUUUAUUGUGACUUAUAAUAAUUACUAUACUAAUAAUGUUAAAAGAUGCGGAGAUCUCAUGUACCCGAGUAACGUAGGUACUGUAGGAAAAUGGUUUUCACAGUGAUGAGCACAUUCAGUGUCACUGUAUACACACACACCUCUUAGGAGGUCUAGAGUAUGUUUUUUUUUUUCCACAUAUUCAGUUAAUGAGUGAUUUAGAGAAUACAGAAAACUGCCAAACGUUUUCUCCCUUGGGGCGAGGGUAAAGAGCUUACCCAGAGCUGUGUGAACGGUGCUGUGAGGCAGUCUUUGGUCUUUUACCCUUUGGGUCUUUUAACUGUCGCUUUUUCAUGCCCGGCCAGGAUUUUACUAACAUUUCUAGCAAAUUGCAAAUUCGGUACUUGUCUUGGCGGCCUUUUUACCAGACAGCAGCAAACGAUUCUGUAUCAAAGAGCGGUACAGUCAAAGACCCUGGUCUUUAGGUGGCAUUAAACAUUUUUGGCUAGUGUCUUUAAACACCAGAUUCCUGUACGUGCCAGAAGUAUCCUGGAAAUCAGACCAAAACUGUCAGAAACACAAAAGAUGAAAACUGUGACACAAAAUAAUCUUCAAACCAUUUUACAGUAAAUAUGUUAAAAAGUACAUUGUACAAUUUUUCAUGAUUUGGUGAACUUCAUUCAACCCUGAGCAGAGCAGCUGAAUUAGUCCUGUAUUUGUAAAGCAACAAAGCGUCAACGCUGAUCAGUCAUAACUGCAAACUCGUAAGAGUUUACUCUUGACAGUGAAAAGCUUUAUUUUUUUAUUCCUCUCAUCAUUAAUCAUGUAACCAUUAGAUCACAGUACAUUUUUCCACUUUUGUUUUUCAGCAGUUUCUAAAUCAAAGCUGCAAAUCUUAACGGCAACAUGACAUAUUUAAAGGACUGAAAGAGUUAUUCAUCAAGCAAAGCUCAGAUUGCUGCUAACGUACCAGAUCAGCCUUUUGUGUCUGCUAAUUAUCUUGCACCUUUGGCACGAAAGCAUUGAUAGAUGAUAGCUGGAAAUUAAGGGGGUUAUGUUAUUCAAAAUAGUGCUUCUAUUCUGAUUAAAGAUUAAUUCAAAACCUGGGUCCAGAUUAAAACCAAACUUUGCCCUCCAGUCAAGCCUAAAUAUCACGCCUUGUACUUAAAGGUGUGUUUCCAUUGGAUGGACUGAAUAAGCUUCUCAAUUUGCAGUUUGCAAAACUGAAUGGAUGGGUUGCAGUUUUUGAUUUAAAUUAAUAAUUCAAAUUAAGGAGUCUGCCUCAAAACAAUUAAACUGGACAGAGCAUCGACUUCUUUAACAAAAACUGGAAUCUCAGACAGGAUAUGAAGCAUUUUGGAUAUUUUUUAUAAUUAAGGGACUUCAACACAAGACUUAUUUCUUGCACUUUCAUCUUCUCUGGUCUGUUAAUGUAAAAUAUGCAUUUUGUCAUAUGAAACAGUUUACUGUGAACCAUGUUUUUGAGGAAGAACCCUUCAUCUGAAGUUGAAGUACAUUAUGUAUGUUUUGCCAGUGCAUUUCGGAUGAUGGUACAAAAAUGAAGUCAAGCAGACACUGGGGAUUUAGAGAACUGACACUAAUAAAGUAUCACAGAGUUAACUGAG
Lepisosteus oculatus (spotted gar) is the source of this 3373-nucleotide messenger RNA. RefSeq names its product solute carrier family 37 member 4a (gene slc37a4a). NCBI's taxonomy places the organism in Eukaryota, Metazoa, Chordata, Actinopteri, Semionotiformes, Lepisosteidae. Gene Ontology annotation, molecular function: glucose 6-phosphate:phosphate antiporter activity. Gene Ontology annotation, biological process: glucose-6-phosphate transport; phosphate ion transmembrane transport. The record is from RefSeq and is a predicted model, not a curated record. Gene Ontology annotation, cellular component: endoplasmic reticulum membrane.